Phytophthora infestans T30-4 is the source of this 1980-nucleotide messenger RNA. RefSeq lists its product as uncharacterized. NCBI's taxonomy places the organism in Eukaryota, Oomycota, Peronosporomycetes, Peronosporales, Peronosporaceae. Bases 1 to 1980 code for a protein of 659 amino acids. The record is from RefSeq and is a predicted model, not a curated record. The transcript is spliced from 4 exons. Gene Ontology annotation, molecular function: protein binding.
AUGGCGGACGAUAUUGCAACGUGGGACGCUUCUGGCGUCGUGGCGCGGGCCAAAGCGCUGAUCCACUCGAGCAACGUGCGUGUCCUCAUAUUCCCCUGCGUCUUCUCUAUAUUUACACACAAGGCGCAGCUCUCGGAUCUCUCUUACGACAAAGUGGCCGAUGCACGGAAGGAUGUGGACGACACUGUGGCCAAAUGGGUGGCCUUUGUUCAGACGCAGAGCGACCCCAUGAACGUGGCCAGAGGCAGCACCGCCGUCGUGGCCUUAUGGCGUCAAUACGCGGCGCUAGAAAUGGAACUGCGGCAGUUCAAACAGGCCACUAAGGUGUUCGAACGAGCUGUAAGCUGCCCCAUCGCUGGCUCCUGCACGGCCUUAUGGCUGCAAUACGCAGACUUUUGCGUACAAAGGAAGAAGUUUUCUAAUGCCAGGAAGAUCUUUGUGCGGGCCCUGCAGACACUGCCCGAACGGGAGCAAACGGCCGUGUGGGCCCGAUUCUAUGGCUUUGUAUGUACUCAUGUGGACAAUAAGUUGUCGCUGGCCAUGCUGCAGCAUCAGGUUAUGCCCGACAAGUUCCCGCAGCCUGGAACCGCAUCCACUGCUGCUCCUUCUGCUACUAGCGCCGCCUCUGUGGCUACUGCCACGCUGCCGAGCACGCUGCAGCCUCAACAGCAGCCCAAGACUGGGGCCGUGUCGCUGGUAUACCCUGUCGUAGCUUUUAUUGACAAGACUGGCGAAGUGACGCCCUCGCCUUCACCUCUAGCGGUCGAGAGUGUCGGCCACUUGGGGGCCGUCAAGCGGCCGGCAGAUCCACGUCUUGCUGGCGGUGCCAAGCGCGCCAAACAAGACGUAGCGGCGGCCACAACCCCGGCCGAGCCUACGGCCUUCUUCUCGCACAUCCCUGUGACGCUACCGUCUAUCCCCAGCUGUCCGCACUUGUUGUUUGAUAGCGUGGCCGACGGCGGGGCCCAGAAGCAGAUUGGCAACGAACUAUUGGAACGUUUGUCGGACGUUCUAGGAGAUAGCGCCGUCUUUGAAGGCGUACGCGAUCUCCGCGACAACCAACGCACUCGUGACCGCGAGAUGCUGUACCGUUGGCAGGAACUUGUGGCCAUGCAGAUGAAAGAGGGCAGCGAGCUGUUUGCGCGCCAUGUGGCGUUGGAGAUGCAGCACGGCUUCUCGGACCCGCGUGGCCUCAUCGCACUCAAGACGCAGCACUUGGAGCAGCGUCGCGAGUUCUCUAGUCGGUGUCAGAUGUCUCAACAACAGUUUAUCGACAUUUGUGCAAUGGAUCGUGCCGGCGCGCUCAAGGCCCAACAGAUUUCGCUCGAGAACAUGAAGAUCCCGGAGAUUCAGGUGACAACGGAGGCCGAAGCCAUCAGUUUGCAGCGCGCUAUUGUAGGUUUGAUUCUUGAAGCAGAAAAGCUGUGGCGUGAGGAGAAUCAGCGCAGUAUUGACGCUGCUAAGAAGAGUCAGACAGCCUCUUCCUCUGCCUCUUCUAGUCGGCCUCCUGCGAGACAGAGGAGAGACAGUCAGGACUCUACGACUUCCAGUCACUCGACUGCGCGUAGUUCUAUUAGUGGUGGUGGCUUUCGUGGUAGUGGCAGUGGCAACCGGCAAGACCCACGCGGUGCUCGUAACUGGGGCGGUAAUGGCAACAAUCGCCGCCGCGAUCGUGACCCGCGUGGAGGUCGAGGCCGCUCUAACAAGUGGGACAUCCAGCCUCCUCAGUCAGGUCCUGUUGCCGCUGCUGCGCCCUCGCAGCAGUCACGUUACGAUUACCCUGGACAACAGACUGCGCCUGCGCAGCAAAUGCCCCUGUAUGACCGUGGGCCACAGCAGAUGCAGGCUCCUUCGCAGCAGCCACGUCCAUUCCAGCAGCAGCCGUACGGUAUGCCCAAUGCAUCGCAUUACGAUGAAUACGGUGGCCGACAGGGAUGGCCCGCAUGGCGAUCGGUUUGUAGGACAAGGCGGCCCUUCUAG